Serendipita indica DSM 11827 is the source of this 1338-nucleotide messenger RNA. NCBI's taxonomy places the organism in Eukaryota, Fungi, Basidiomycota, Agaricomycetes, Sebacinales, Serendipitaceae. The record is from the annotation of a GenBank genome assembly.
AUGUCGGACUCGCAGCCUGUAAUUUUCUCGACAUCAACCCAACACACAUUACCACCCUCAAAAUACCUGAUUCCGACGACAUGGGCGCGUUUUCAGCUUUCACAGCUCAUCAACAAAGCACUUGAGCUGCCACAGCCGGUGCCAUUCGAUUUUCUCAUUCGGGGUCAACUUUUACGUGGAACCAUCGCAGAGUGGUGUAAGGCAAAUGAUGUGAAAGAGGAGGAAACGCUCGAGAUAGAGUACUUUGAGAGUCUUAUGCCACCGAAAUUGUUGGCGUCGAUUGAGGGAGAGGAGUGGGUCGGUUCAGUGGAUUGUAAACUAAAAGGAUAUAUUUUGACCGCGUCCUACGAUGGCAUCGUUCGUGUCUACGACCAAUCCCAAAAGAUUCUCCACUCUAUUGGUGGCCAUGCUGGUGCGGUUACUACUUCGUGCUGGAUCUCCAGCUCUUCGGCCGGUGGCUCGCUCUCUGUUCUAUCAGGCUCGCAUGAUGGGACCGCACAAAUCACUCCCAUACCGCAUCUGGAACAAGGAACGGGUAAUAAUCAACUACUAGGUGCAGCCUCGCUACGCCUGCAUACAAGUCCUGUUGCAUCUGUCGCGGCGAAUCCUGGCGGUACCCAUGUCCUUACAGCUGGGUGGGAUGGUCUCCUUGGAGUCUUCUCGACGUCCAUACCAAAAGAAGACGAGGUUAUGGAUGAAGACCAGCCUGUGACAAGGAAGAAGCGGAGAAAGGUGGAAACUCCUGCUCCUCAACCAAAGCGAAAGGCUCCGAUACACGUGCUUCGUAGUCACACUGGCAAGGUGACAAGGGGUAUCUUCAAUCAGGAGGGGAAGACUGCUUAUUCGUGUAGCGUCGAUUCUACGAUACGAACUUGGGACACAGAACUUGGAGUCUGUACUUCGACCAUCACGGCGAAUAACAGGCCUAUGACCGACAUCACGAUUCUCAAGGACAACACAACCCUUCUAGCCGCUUCUUCUGAUCGUGUAGUGUCGAUAUAUGAUCUUCGACAGGCCACACUCACAGGUCCUCCCCCAGUCCUUCCACACCCCGCGUUCCCAGCCGCACUCUGUGCCCACCCGACAUCUACGUAUAAAGCUGCUACAGGGUCCUACGAUGGCGUGGUCAGACUAUGGGACUUGCGCUCCGCGAAAGCAGCCGUCAACGUCUUCUCCAUUUCCGGUAAGCAACACCAAAACGACCGCGUGUCGGGUCCCAAAGAGAGCAAGAAGAUCCUCUCGUUGGAUUGGGCAAACGGGAUGCUGGCCGUAGGAGGUGAAGCUGGUGUCGAACUAUGGAGAGUUUCGGAGAACGACGAGUUUACUCGCACUGGGUAA